GCUGAUAGGCUUCCAGGGGAAAAGGGUUGGGAUUGCAUUAAUAAAAGCGUGCAACACGAGAGGUGGGAGGUUUACCUGAGACAGUAACAGCAGAAACCUGAACAAAGGAAUUCAAGCUUAAGAAGACAGUGGUUCCAUCUACUGUGAUGCCUACAAUUGAAGGCAUGUCUCAAGUGAUACCCUGCCAUGUUCUGAGAGUGGGUCAGACCACCUGCCUUGACUCUUCACAGGGAAAUGUCCCUCAGUCACUUGGUAUCCCUAAGCCAGAGUUUCACCUUGUCGACCACGAUCUUGACAUGACCUUGGAAAAUCUCAAUCAACUCAUGCUUGACCUGGAUCCCACUUUCGAACCAAUCCGAAGCCCCACUUGCACAAGUCCUCCAACAGUCUCCCUUUCUUCGAAUGACUCAGAUGGCGCUUCCCAUUGCGUGCUGAUUCCCAGAGGAUGCCCUCCACACUCAUCGCCAGCAGUUGCACUUCCUGUUGUGUCUCCCAGUGUCCCCAUCCCCAUGCCCGGCAGCCUCAGAGGCAGCCCUAAUGGCGCGCUGGUGUUCUCCUGCUCUCCCACAUCCUCCCUGCCACCUCUUCCAUUUGGAAGCGCUCCCAGGCGAAACCCCUCGCCGAAGAACGACCUGGCCUUUUCUCUAGGGUCACUGCGCCUGUCGGGCUCCAACAGGAACAGCGCCACCUCGCUGCUCUCCACGUCCACAUGUUCAGAUACCAGCUACAUUUUGGGCAGCAACUUAUCUUUGACUGAGGACCUCGACUUUCCAGAGUUCGUCCCCACUUGCACUCUAAACACCUUCACUGAUGGCUCCAAAUAUCAGUCAUUGGAAGGCAGACCCUCGCUCUCAAAGCAGGGUCAUCUACACAGCAGAGGAGCAAACAGCAGUCCUGCUUCGCUCGCCGGCUCCCAGACAGAUAUUCCUUUGCUCCUGAUCAAUGGCGCACCAGAGUCAGACCUGAGGCCUUCUGAAUCAGAAGUUGACCAGGUCCAGAAAGUCCCUGCCUCUCCCUCAAAACGGAGGUGUUUUCAAGCUAGUUUCAGCGGCAGCCAGCCAUCUAUGAAAUUCGUCAUGAACACGUCAAAGUUCUGGUUUCGUCCGCACAUCAGCAGAGCAGAGUCUGAAGCCCUUUUAAAGGAUAAAGAAGCCGGGACGUUUGUGGUGAGAGACAGCACCUCCUACAGAGGAAGCUUUGGCUUGGCCAUGAAAGUGGACCAGUCACCCACCACCUUCACUGCUGCCGCCUAUCCAGGAGAGAGCGGCUCAGAUUUUAUCAGACACUUUCUGAUUGAAUCAUCGGCCAAAGGCGUUCGCAUCAAAGGUUCUUCUCAGGAACCCUACUUUGGUAGUCUCUCGGCUUUGGUUUACCAGCACACUAUCUCUCCUUAUGCGCUACCCUGCAGAUUACUGCUAAAUUAUCAGCAUAUGAGCACAACUGGAGAGAAAGUGAAUGAAAAAGCAUCAUUGGAGAACAAAAGAACAGCCUCCAAUUUUAUCUAUCUGAAUGCCGUUCCCACUGAGAUGCUGACAGGUCCCUGUGCUGUGCAAAAGGCGGUGUCCUUGACACUUGAGAAGACACCCGGUUCAUUCGCACCCUCUAUUGUGAACAUGAAGGUGUCCCUCAAGGGUGUUACACUCACCGAUAUCAACAGGAAGCUUUUCUUCAGACGCCACUACCCAGCUUAUCUGCUCAGCUACAGCGGUGAAGAUCCAGCCAAUCGACUGUGGUUGAAAGGCACAAGUUUUGGUGCAAGGAUGUUUGGUUUUGUGGCAAAAGGUGUUGAAGCUGGAAUGGAGAACGUUUGCCACAUCUUUGCAGAAUGUGACCCCCUGCAACCUUGCAACAAAGCCAUUGAGUAUAUUCAGGCUGCCGUACCCAAGCAGUAGACAACCAAACUCUGAUGGCCUCCCAUUUUACACUGUACUGCCUGUGACUGACAUGCAAUACUGGUCGAAAUAAAUGUCACGACUGCUGAUAAGCUGGUCAAGUUACUGUCUCUUCUGGGCUGAAAGACCAGAUGAAGAACCGACUUAAAGCUUAACACUCCAGUAUCACAUCCUGAUUCUUAAAGUCCCACACAGAAAUUAAUGUAUUUUUAGCUCAGGACUAUAAAAAAACAGAUGGAGUAACAAAUAAAAAAAGAUGACGUCUUGUGCUUAAAAUUUGUCCAGCUUGUAAAAAUACUACAGAAAUGCAAUUACCUACCCCAAACAACAACUUUAAUACUAUUUUUUAUGUCUUAAUGUUCCAGGAACAAGCAUCUUAAUUUAAUAUCAACUUGUUUGUCCAAUUUUGUGAUGAGCUGAGCUUUGCAAAAAUAUUUAUACCCUUUAAACCUUACCACACUUUGUUAUAUUACGACAAUAAACUCCGGUAUAUCUUCUUGGGAUUUUAUUUAUAAGGCCAACGCAAAGUAGUGGAUAAUUUUAAAUUGAAAAGUGUUUCACAAAUAGAUAUCUGAAAAGUAAAGCUUGCAUUUGUAUACAGCCUCUUUAUAUCGAAUACCUCCAAAUAAAACCCGGUUCAACCAAUGGCCUUCAGCUGAUUAUUAAAAGCUACACAGUGCGCAGCGUCUAAUGUAAUCUCAGUACAAAUGCAGACAUCCUGUUGAGGUUUCACAGCUUUGUCAGAGAAUAUUACUGAACAAACAGCAUCAUGAAGACCAAGGUGCACAGCAGACCAGUCAUAGACGAUACUGUGGGGAAAUUUAAAGCCUGUUUAGGUUACAAAACAAUAUCUUGAGUAUUCAACAUCUCAGGGAGGAUUCACCAGUCCAUCAUCUGAUUAUGGCACAACUGGAAACACUCCAAGACAUCCACCUAAGCUGGCAAGGACAGCACCCGAAAAACAGCUGGUAAUGCUGGAGGAGCUGCAGCGUUCCAUAGUUCAGUCAGGACAUUUUGUUGAUAGGACUAUAAGUUGCACAUUUCACAAACCUGACAAUCAUUUUGAGGUGGCCACAAGCCACAUAGAGAACUCAGCAAGCUUGUGGAAGAAUGUGCUCUAAACAAAGAACAAAAUGUAACUUUCUGGAUAUGCAAGAGAAAUUUGGUGAAACUGGAGCUGAACACACAUCAUCCCCACUGUGAAACACGGCGGUGGCAGCAUCCAGCUGGAGGGAUGAUUUUUGUUCAGCAGGAACAGGGGAUGCUGCUCAGAACAGAUGGAAACUUAACUACAAAGCAUUUCUGGGAUUCUUCUGACUAGAGGAGCUAAAUGUGAACAAACAUCAUACUAUCUAGAUCUUAUUUGUAAAAAUCUAGAAAAUGAUGUUACAUUUCAUUCCACAUCCAUUCUGAUAAAAUAAGUUUGUGGUUGCAUUGCUACACAAUGUAACAGAGUAAAAAAGGCUUAUAAACGCACAGAGUGUAAGAUUAUCAUCAUUUAAAGUGAUGCUUGCGUCCUACUGAUUACUCAAACUGUUACUGAGAGAUUUAGACUUGAAGCUCUGAUGUAUCCAUUCAUUUUAAGUAAAAUCUGUGCAGAUGCCCUCACUGUAUAAAUCUGUUUGAAUGUAUUUAUUGUUGUGUUCUCUGUAAAGAUAUGGAUUUGUAUUUUUUUUUAAACUGCAAUAAAAACAAAGAUGUUCAGCAAA
Molecule: messenger RNA, 3601 nt
Organism: Xiphophorus hellerii (green swordtail)
Lineage: Eukaryota; Metazoa; Chordata; Actinopteri; Cyprinodontiformes; Poeciliidae
Product: tensin-4
Exons: 12
Coding region: 147-1892 (581 amino acids)
Cellular component (GO): focal adhesion
Molecular function (GO): protein binding
Source: RefSeq, a predicted model, not a curated record